This is a messenger RNA of Galleria mellonella (greater wax moth), 1677 nucleotides long. RefSeq lists its product as uncharacterized. Lineage: Eukaryota; Metazoa; Arthropoda; Insecta; Lepidoptera; Pyralidae. Bases 1 to 1488 code for a protein of 495 amino acids. The transcript has 12 exons. Gene Ontology annotation, molecular function: serine-type endopeptidase activity. Gene Ontology annotation, biological process: proteolysis. The record is from RefSeq and is a predicted model, not a curated record.
AUGAGCUCCAAAACUGGCCACCGUCCGGACCCCUUAUCUGAUGUGCCGAGUCUGGGUAUGCGCACGAAUCUACUGGGCACGGCUUAUCCAGAGCCAGGGUACUACAGAUAUCUUAAACCGCUGGAUGACGUUAAGCCAUGUUUGUGUUUGGACUGGGACCGAAUACGCUGUUCGGUGGACAAGAGCCAGUCGACGCCGGAGGGCAUGUCGCCUGAUAUUGGAAGAUUCCCAUGGUUGGGCGUAAUACAGCAUAGUUUCUACAUCGGCGGCGCUGUACGAUUCGCAGUGACAGCCGGUGUUCUGGUCCACCCAGCGUACGCCAUUGCACCAGCCGAGGACAUAGCCAAGAUACUGCCGGAGACCAUAAUGAACAACACGAAGUUCAUAUUGUGGUACAGCGACUCGCUCAAGUACUCGAUCGACGUGAAGGAUUACGUGCUUCACCCGGACUACCAGAAGGUGACUCAGGCCACGAUCGCCGUCCUCGAACUGAACACUCACGGGGAGACGGGACUUAGCGAUAACAGCCAGCCGGUGUUGCCAGUGUGUAUGCCGGUGCGGGGGGCCGGUACUUUCUCGGAUUUGUAUGCGGUGAAGAUGACAGAUGAGUCUGGUGAGCUACAAAAAGAGAUCCGCCAGAUGAGUUUCGUUAACAGCCAAGAUUGCGCGGAAUUUUAUUAUAAAGCCAAUCUCUCGUACAAAAUGAUGGCACCUACAAACCCUAUCUGCGCAGCGUCACUCAUGCAAACGGAUUCUUGUAUUUGGGACGGCGGGGUUGCCCUUAUUUCUCGGCAGUCCUGGGGCUACUGGAAACUGUUGGGUUUUGGAGUGAGAGGCCCAGGAUGUGGAGCUCCAGCUCGGUUCAUUAACAUACAUGACUAUCUGUUUUGGAUCGACGAAGUCGUCUCCAAUUUAAGCCCAGACGACAUGACUGACAUGCAUAAAAUCUACUUUAGAAGACUGUCGCCGUAUAAACUUAUGAUGUACAAAGGUGACACCAUCAUACCCACGGAGCACGGAUACUGCGAGCGAGGCAAACGUGGCGGUGUGCUGUACAAGGACACGUCUGAGAUCGUGAUGACCAAGAACUUCGGGCAGGGGUUCUAUUUUGUGGCAGUAUCACAGAUAGCGGGCUUCCUGUGCGCAAUAGUGAACGUGGAGACGACCGCGCGUUCCAACGCAGCCGUCUGGGUGGAACACCACUGUCACAGAGACGUGUCGGGCCUGAUGCAUGGCAUGAACGAGGGCCCCGAUUAUAGAAGGAUCCAAUGUUUCCUGUAUUUCAAAUCGACCGCGUUUAUCGAGUUCCGAUUCUACUUCUCGUUCCGGGCCACCAUCGAGCUGACGCUAUACGGUAAGGAGGAGCGCCCCAGAAAGAUUCCGAACCCUUUCCACCGCACGGAGACCACAGACGAAUGGGAGCCGACCAACAGAAUCAUCAGGUGGGCGAAUUUCGUACCUUAUUACAAAUGGUGGUACUGGAUGUAAUUUUAGAUUACAUAAAUAGGGCUGACUGUCAAACUGUGACGUGAUCGUCUUUUUUUAUCAGUCUCUUGACGUAUUAUUUAAUAUAUAAAAUGAGUGUUUACGCAUUAAAAAGAUGCAGAAAUUAUAAAGCAAAAUAAAUAUAGCAGUUCCAUCAGGUGGGCCGUCAGCUUGUUUGCCGUUCUAAGUUUU